AUGAACCCGGGGAGCCGCUCCCAUUCGUCCCCGGAGCACGACAGCGCGAAGCCGGGGGUCACCCGCCCCCACAUAUCCUCAGAGCCCGGCAGCUCGAAGCCAAACGCCCGCUCCGAUUCUUCCCCGGAGGCCAACAACGGCGGCGGUGGCUUCAGUCCAUCGGACCGGUUCGGGGUACUUAGCACCGAGCAGCUCCGACAGCUUCUGCAGGACGAGGGGAAACUGCAGCGCAUCGUCCGCCUGAGCGAGCAGGUGCAGUCUCUUCAAGAAGAGAGAAAGGCAUCUUUGGCUUCAAACUUUGAACUAGCUCAGAAAAACCUGUCUCUUCGUCCUCGCUUGGAAACUGGAAAAGCCAACCUGGCUAUCAAAUAUCAGCUGCUGCGUGAAACGUGCGCAUCCUGUCGUGGGAAGCUGCGAAAGAUUCAGUGCCUCUUGCAGGAAUGUAACCCACAUGUUGCACUCAGCCACCUGCAGGAGGAGCUGCAGAGCACUGAAGCAGAAUGUGAGGCCCUCUCUCAGCUGUUCCUAGAGGGCUCCCUCCCUCUCCUUGUUUUCCUGGAUUCUUAUCACUUGCUUCGGGCCCAGUGUCACAUCCGCAGAAUUCAGAAUGAGAAACUGAUGGAGCUUCUGGGAGAGACUCUUGAACAGGAACCAUCUUCCCAACAGCAGGAACUGCCUCCAGACCGGGAAUUGCCCCCUCAACCCACCAAACUACCCUCUGAGCAGAACCAACCCCCAAAGCUUCAGGAACUUCCCCCACAGUCAAGAAAACUGCCCCAAAAGCAGGCAUUGCCUAUCCCUCAAUCCACCAAAUUACCCUCCAACCGGGAACUUCAAGUGAAGCCUCGUGAUGUGGCCCCUGGGGGUCAACCGCUGUCUCGACCCCGAGAACUGCCCAUGCAGAGCAACAAAUUACCCCCUGACCGGAAACUGCCUUCCAACCCCAAGGAAAAGCCCCAUAAUCCCAGAGAUCAGAUCCCUCAGGCUUGUGCUCAGUCCAUUCCAUCCCCUGCUGCCCCUUCACAGAUGCCCCCUGCUUUGUUCCGGCUACCCCCUUUGCCCUGCGGAAUGACACCUGCAUUGCUGAUCCCAGGGGAGGUGCUGUCUACUAUUCAGGGUCCGUCUGCCCAGUCCCCUGGCUGCCUGCCCCCACUGGGGCGAUCCAAUGCUCAGCAACAACAGCAGCCCCCACGGGCCCCUCUGCGUUUUAUUGCUCGCAUCUACUUCCUGAGCACUCGGCACCUUAGGGUGCUGUCUAGAGCCCAGCGGCAGCAGCAGCAACAACACCCUCCGAAGCGAUAAGUGACGGGCUAUGGGAGAAUAUGGGAGUGGGGCAAUUUAUGGGACGGGGGACAGGGUAGUUGUCUGUGUGUCAGUCUGAAUGCGUCUCUGUGUCUGCAGGCAUUGUGCGUCUCUUUUUUAUUUUAAUGCAGGGUGUUAUUGGUGCAUUUCUGUGCAUGGGUACAGUGCGAGUAUACAGAAUGCAUGUUAGUUCAGUCAUUCAUCACUCAACUGAGUAAUGACUGGUUGAUUGUUCAUUUCUAUGGAUCAUUAUGUCCUUCCUGGCCUUAUUUUACUGGAUUUGAAAUGAUUUGAAGUAAAAUAUAAAUGAAAGAUCUGUA
Messenger RNA from Bombina bombina (fire-bellied toad), 1622 nucleotides. It is a transcript of the gene VPS37D, whose product is annotated as VPS37D subunit of ESCRT-I. Bases 1 to 1302 code for a protein of 433 amino acids. NCBI's taxonomy places the organism in Eukaryota, Metazoa, Chordata, Amphibia, Anura, Bombinatoridae. The record is from RefSeq and is a predicted model, not a curated record. Gene Ontology annotation, biological process: protein targeting to vacuole; protein targeting to membrane; ubiquitin-dependent protein catabolic process via the multivesicular body sorting pathway. The transcript has 4 exons. Gene Ontology annotation, cellular component: ESCRT I complex.